This is a messenger RNA of Plutella xylostella (diamondback moth), 2310 nucleotides long. RefSeq names its product BBSome complex member BBS7. NCBI's taxonomy places the organism in Eukaryota, Metazoa, Arthropoda, Insecta, Lepidoptera, Plutellidae. The record is from RefSeq and is a predicted model, not a curated record. Gene Ontology annotation, biological process: intracellular transport; cilium assembly; intracellular protein localization. Gene Ontology annotation, cellular component: membrane; BBSome; neuron projection.
UGAAAAGUUCUUAUCAAGUUCUAAUACAAAGGAAACUAAAAUAAUGAACUAUGACUUAUCAAGGAUUGAUUAUACAAUUUGUGGUAUCACCUACCCCGAUACUCUAAAAAUACUUCCUUCGCCUAGUACCACAGGACUUCAAAAGUUUGCAAUCGGCGAUAAGGCGGGAGUUCUUCAAUGCCUCAGCAUCAAAGAUGAAGAGCCGGUGGUUCAGUUCAAGUCUUUGCCGGGAAAACCGAUCACUUCUGUCCAACUUGCGAGCACUUCCGGGUCACCAUCGGACAAAAUAUUCGCAGCUUCAGGGAACGAAGUCAAAGGAUACACCAAGAAAGGAAAAGUGUUUCUUACCAUCGAAACUACCCUGUCAGAAACCAUCACGUCCAUGUUCAUCUACGGAGGGGAUUUGAUUCUUGGAAGUGGUCGCGUGGUCACUCACUAUCGAGAUCUGAAGGAGUUUCACUCUUAUAACUGUGACGAUAGAGUUCUUGAUGUGGCCGCCUUUGGAUCACCUAAUAGUACCAGGCUAAGACUGCUAGUACUGGUGGCCAACAAAGGGGCAGUAGUCCUCGAGAAUGGCCAGGUGGCAGCCCGCAUGUCCGUCCCCUGCGGACCAUCACGCCUGGCCGUGCCGCCCUGGCUGCACAACAGUGAUGUUUGCGCUUACUAUGGCGCUGCUGAUGGAUCUAUUGGACUCAUUGCUUAUGUCGAAUCCGUGUUAACCUGUAAAAGCUUGGUGGACAAAGGGAGUUUGGGUGCAGUAGUGUGUGUCGGAUGGUUCACUAUGAACAGCGCAAUGCAUUUGGUCGUCGGACGCCAUGAUGGCUCCAUUCAACUUUAUCUAAUCGAUAUGGAAAAUCUGUAUGAGCUACCUCGACUCAAGUAUACUUAUUUUUGUGGGGAGCCAAUAACAUCAGUGGCCGGUGGCUGUGUUGGCACGGAAGAGGGGGAACUGGUCGCCGCCACAUUUUCAGGAAGGAUCUUCGCGUUGAGGUCUAGUCGGUUAAUAACUGGGGCGAACUCACUGUCUAAUAUUUCUCAAGAUGCACUGGCGUCCAGGAGAAGUAAAUUAGAAAUAGAAGUAGCUCGUCUGGAGAAGCAGGCUGCGAGUGAGCGGGACAAAUAUCAGAAGAGCACGAGAUCUUCUUUGGCUGGUUUGUCUGCGCCACCUCUACUGGAUUUACAAUGUGAGCUGUCCGGAGCGAAGAACGAUGGUUGGCAAGAAGCAAGGGUAACUUCUGCUGUCCCACUGGACAUGCUGUUCCUCUAUUGCCAGAGGAAACUCGACCUUCUGACUGACAGCGCUGCAGUACUCAGCAUAUGUCCAUCACAGGGUUCAUCAGAAGACCUUCUAGCAACAGUGCGGUGUCAGGCCGGCACAAGACGUCUGUGGAUCCGAAUGCGUCUGGCUCAAGGGAGCAACUCCCAACCUCUGAUAGGCCAGUCUACUAAACUGCUAGUGUAUGCGCUGCCAGCCGGCGCUCCGCGGGUAGCUCGCUUGAUCUCGCUGCAACUACCCGCGUUCCCUUAUUACUCCCUUCACGAUGAUCCUGACACAGCUGACGAUAGCGGCAGGUCAUGGUGUGUACUACGCGUAACCGGAAGCUUCUCCGUAGCGGAAAUGACGUCAUGGCUGACGGAAGCGCUGCCCGGAGACUUGCCGCGCCCAUCCACGAGCAUGGCGUUUGCACGAUCACAUACUCUUAUAAAAACCAUACUAAUAUGCCGAUAUCAGAGAGGAUUGGCUACGUUCAAAAGCGAUAAUAUUUCCACAAUUUACCAGCUGAAAGACAUCUUAUCAAAUUGUUCUGUCGUCAAAGGAAUACGAGUAGAUAUCACUUGUGAUGUCCCUGAAGACUGUUGUAAACAGUGCUUUGAAUCAAUAGAAGAAACUUUUAAAGUCGAAUUCAAAAAGUAUCAGGACAUGAAACUGCUAGAAGCUAUGAGUGCUUUAGAUUUAGAUGCCAAUGCUGCAAAUGAGGAGAUCCCUAUCCUGUGUGAAGAUUAUCUGAAAGUUUUGAGGGCCCCAGCUGAUGAUGUAGAGACAAGUUUUGAAGAGUUAGUUGGUACUAUUGUAAAUUGGUUCAGAGAUUACUACAAAAUUAAACUACAUGGAGCUGACAAUAGCUAUGAAAUAGAUCAACUGAAGAAGCAUCUUAAUGAGUGUAAUUUAGAGGCUGCUAAAAAGAUAUUGAGUAACAAAACUAUGACGCCAGUAGAGGCAGAGAAUUUCUAUUAAAAUUGUUUGACUUACUAAAAAUAAAUAAAUUAAACUCAUUUACAAGAGGUAAUUAUUUUGGUAUUUUAGGUGUA